GGAUAGCACCAGUACCACAUAAUUGUUAGAACUCAAUGGACUUGUAGUCAAAAUGCUCUUGCUUGUGCAAGUGUUUGUGGUUACUUCAAUUUUGAUUGUCCACACGCAUUGUCUGAAUAUUGACGAGGAGAACAUUACAUAUACGGACAUCCAAUCUUCCAACCUAUAUUGCCAUUCAUCCAAAAAAAAUACUAAUGGGAGAAAAGUUGUUUGUGAUUUCCGCCACACGGCCGCAAAGUUGGGGAACGCAGUCCUUUUAAAAGAAAAUGAUGGAGUGCAAGAUGAACAAUUGUACCUAGAGGUUCACAACUGUUCCAAACUUUUCAUUUCGUCUGCAUUCUAUUCGUGGAGGCGUAUAUUUACCUCACUGCAUCUGACAAUCGGAAAUGUCGAUGACGUCGAGCAAGAAGACGUGUCAGAAGAUUUUGAUCAACCUCUCGGUGGUUUCAUCAGUUUGGCUUUAAGAAAUGUGAAAAUGAAUUCGUUGGCACCGUACUUGGUUUCCGACACCAAGGUUCUGCAGAUUGACAUUCAAGGAUGUCAAAUUGGCAUUAUAUCUGAAAAUGCUUUCCGCAACGUGGAUAAAUUGUGGCAGCUAAGGAUUGUGAAAUCCAACAUAAGCCGGAUCGAAAACCGUGCCAUGCCGAAUGCAUUACUUAUAGAGCCCCGGAAAGUCGUCAACGUAGACGAGCGAAAGCCAUUCAUUUUCGACGAAACACGUUUUGGGACCCUUGAAUCGGAUGCCAUUCAGUUAAACAUAACGGAGAAAAAUGAUUAUUUCAACAUAAUCAGUUCUCAGUUUCUCAGCAUUUUGAAAGGGGGAAUUCGCAUUUCGGGUUCGGGUCAUGUUUUGGUGGUUGACUCGCAAUUUCACCAAAUGGAUAAUGAUUCGGUUGUCAUUAAUCUUCGAGGAGCAGAUCCUGAAACCUCUCAUAAACUAUUAGCCUAUUCUACUCUGACUUUGAUGGGCCUUGAUAUUUUCUCUGUGAAUGUCGAUAAUUUCCUUCGUAACUUGCAAAUCACGAAUGGUGAGCAAUAUUUAAUGCGCCUUAACUUUCGCUUUCCUGGUGCCCUUUCUUCUGUCGUCACUUUGGACAAUAACACGUUAUCCCACAUUUGGAAUCCUAAUCGAAAAAUGUUUGUACAAAACUGGACAGUUGUUUGCAAUUGUCACGAUAUUGUUAAUAGUUUAUACGCGUUAGAUGAUACUGGUUCCGGAAAUGAAAACCAAGACUUCGAAAAUGGGACAUUUUCUCAGAUGCCGGGCGAACUAGAUGAAGCAAAACCAACUGAGGCCUUCUUAACCAUGGUUUCGUCUCCCAAUUGGCCAAUCCCUAACGAGCUGAGAUGUUAUAAAGAUGAUGUAAACUCGGUUAGCAUGGGCGAGUACAGUGCCCUAUUUUGCACUGAUAAUGUGGAAAAAACAGCGAAUACGAAACAUGCAACUUUAGAACCAGAUCAAACAUCAAAUAAUUACGACAUGCGAACGAUGUUUUGGUGCCUCGGAAUCACGGGAGGUUGUGUUGUUGUUACCGCCGGAAUCGUGUGUUUCGUUGCUAUUGUAAGACACCGAAGAAAAAGCUGCAAGAUCCAUAACAAGAAAAUUUCUGCCUACCGCCACAAUGAUGUUAAACAAGUGGGUGUUAUCAGUGAAGAUCCAAUAUGUGGAUGUGACGAAGGAGAAGAAGAGAGUCAAUUAUAAAACUGGGACAUGACGCUUCCGUCUAAAAGCUUUACGACAAUUAUUCAUUUCCAAGCAAAACUUGUUUCCAGGAAAAGAAAACAAGAAGAAUACUACAUUUUUGGCAUAAUCUUUUGGUUUUGCAUAUUCACGAACAAAAUUUCAAUAAGAGUAAAAUUUGAAUGAAUCGUUAAAAAACUUGAUGCCAAUAUUAACGUGUGUAUUUACUAGUGUUAUUUUAGCUUUUAGGAUAAUGAAAAUUUAACCACCCGUUCUGAAAAUAUAUGUUUAUAU
Messenger RNA from Daphnia carinata, 1975 nucleotides. RefSeq lists its product as uncharacterized. NCBI's taxonomy places the organism in Eukaryota, Metazoa, Arthropoda, Branchiopoda, Diplostraca, Daphniidae. The record is from RefSeq and is a predicted model, not a curated record. Bases 53 to 1702 code for a protein of 549 amino acids. The transcript has 3 exons.